Drosophila busckii is the source of this 2618-nucleotide messenger RNA. RefSeq names its product ATP-binding cassette sub-family G member 4. Lineage: Eukaryota; Metazoa; Arthropoda; Insecta; Diptera; Drosophilidae. Gene Ontology annotation, molecular function: ATP hydrolysis activity; ABC-type transporter activity; ATP binding. The transcript has 6 exons. Gene Ontology annotation, cellular component: plasma membrane. The record is from RefSeq and is a predicted model, not a curated record. Bases 773 to 2575 code for a protein of 600 amino acids.
UUGCAAAUUCGUUGGAAAAUUGCAUUACAGCUGUGAAAAAUGUUGAUUAACUUUUAAACAACAGCUGUGCAUUAAAUUAUACAUUAAAUGAGCUCAGUGCUUUCUUUGUUAUUGUGCUUAAAUGUUCAAGUGUCAAUUAUAAGUAUCAAUUGUCUAACGCACGCAAUUUAAUUAGAGUACGAGCAUAACAAUAGCAGUAAGAAUUGUUUAACAUAAGCUUAGGCGUAGUUGACUUAUCAGUAUCAGCUGCAAUUUGUUUUAUGACAAUGUAAAAUGCGCAGCAGAUAACCAAUCUUAAAUAUUUGCACUAACUUAAUUGUUGUAAUUAUCUUUGUGUGUAAACAAAAUGCAUUUAAACAUCGACUGACCUCAGACAAGGCAAAACUAGUCAAUCGACUAUAAUCAAUGCUUAAAAGCUGUGAGAAAAGUAAAUAUUCAAACUAUACAUCACGUAUACUUAAUAUAUGCGUAUACUUUAUAAGCUUAUUAAAAAUGAAAUUACAUUGGCUGCAAGCAAUUGCAACGUUGCUCUAUUGAGUGUUUACUGUAGCACAAUUAAUACAAGAUUAGCUUCUUACAGUCUACAUAGAUUACGAUUUAUGCCGAAGCGAAGCGAAUAACAAAUAUGAUAAUAAUCACUUGCACUUGAAGAUUUGCAAACGCCGUCAAAAUAAAAUAAAAGCAGUCGGCUAAGAACUGCAGCGUUAAAAGCAUACACGAGUCUUGUGUUUAGUUUCCAGUUAAUAUAAUUAAAUUAAAUACAGCAGUAGCAAUGACUGAUAACGCAACACAAAGAGAAAAGAAUGGUCUCGAGUUGCGUUUCAGCGAGCUCUGUUACCAACUGAAGAGCGGCACUAACUCAAAGGCCAGCAAUCUGAUAUUAAAGGAUACAUGUGGCGAGCUACGAGCGGGCUGUCUUACAGCCAUAAUGGGUCCUUCCGGUGCCGGCAAGUCGAGCCUUUUAAAUGUCCUAGCUGGCUUCAAAUUAAAAGGCGUUAGUGGUCACAUACUGCUGAAUGGCCAACCACGCGAGCUGCAAGCCUUUCGCAAGAUGAGCAGCUAUAUAGCACAAAACCAUGUCAUGCUCUCGCUGCUGACAGUGGAGGAAACACUGCGUGUUUCAGCAACUCUAAAGCUGCCCAGCGAUACAAGCAGCGAGGCUAAACAGAAAAUUCUGGAGGACAUUUUGGAUGUUUUAAGCCUGCACAGCUGUCGUCAGACCUUGGUGCGCGACAUUUCCGGCGGCGAGCAUAAGCGUUUGUCCAUUGGCAUAGAGCUUAUAACAAAUCCACCCAUUAUGUUCUUUGAUGAGCCCACCAGUGGCCUGGAUAGCGUUGCCAGUUAUCAGGUCAUGUGCUACUUGCAGAAAUUGGCACACGAUGGACGCAUUGUGGUUUGUGUAGUGCAUCAGCCCAGCUCGCGACUGAUGCAGCUCUUUGAUGAUAUUUUGGUGCUGGCACAUGGUGAAGUGCUCUACUCCGGCACACAGCAGGAAAUGUUGCCAAGUUUCCAUGCAGCAGGCUUUAGUUGUCCGCAGUAUUAUAAUCCAGGCGAUUUUGUCCUAGAAGUGGGCAGCGAGUCCAGCAAUCAGCGCUGCGAGUCGCUCAUCGAGCAAAAUAAACUAAAGUUUAUGCAAACCAAAAGCACUUUCAAACUAAUUGUGGAUGAGCAGACAGCGCUCAUACACAUGGACUCCAGUAGUAGCGCUGAUACGGAGCUGCUGCGUCCCAAGGAGCAAGUGGGCUUUGGCUGCCAGCUGCGUGUGCUUAUGCAGCGUCAUCUGGUGACCAUGGCCAGAGACUUCAUUGCCGUGCAGGCGCGAGUCUUCAUGCAUGUGCUGAUUGCUUUGCUGCUGGGUUUGGUCUAUUGGCAGAUUGGCAAUGAUGCCAACAAGAUUGUCAGCAAUACCAGCUGUCUCUUUUUCAUUAUACUCUUUAUCUUCUCCGGCAAUGCGAUGCCAUCGAUUUUGCUUUGCAUGCAGGACAUGCCCGUAUUUCUACGUGAAUAUUAUAACGGCUGGUAUUCGCUUAGGGCUUACUAUAUAUCCAAACUGUUGGCGGAUAUGCCUUUGCAGUUCAUCUGUCCCACUUUAUUCAUAGGCAUUGGCUACUUUAUGACCGGACAGCCGCCGCAGUUGGAGCGCUUUGUUAUGUGCUGGAGCAUUUGCAUAUUGACCGGCAUCAUUGGACAUUUCAUAGGCGUUAUCAGUGGCUCGCUGUUUAAAAUGCAGCUGGCCAUAUUCCUGGUGCCCGCCAUAUCGAUACCAUUUCUACUUUUCUCCGGCUUCUUUAUACGACUCAACGAGCUGUCUUGGUUCCUGCGUCCCAUAUGCGAUAUAUCCUUCUUUCGCUAUAUAUUCGAGGGUCUGAUACGUUGUAUAUAUGGCUAUAAUCGUGGCGAUAUGGCUUGUUAUGCUGACUUUUGUUAUUAUAAGUCUUCCGAAAAGUUUGUAAAGGAUUUUGGCAUGACGGGUGAUAAUUUCAGCGACGAUUUGUUUGCCUUGCUUAUAUUUUUAUUGUUGCUUUUAAUUGCUUUUUAUUUAACAUUGCAUUCCUGCAUUAAACGCGCUCUCUAACUCCAGUUAAUAGUGACUAAUUUUAGCUAAAUAUUGUAAAUUU